Hemiscyllium ocellatum (epaulette shark) is the source of this 2887-nucleotide messenger RNA. RefSeq names its product surfeit 4 (gene surf4). The transcript is spliced from 6 exons. The record is from RefSeq and is a predicted model, not a curated record. Gene Ontology annotation, biological process: Golgi organization. NCBI's taxonomy places the organism in Eukaryota, Metazoa, Chordata, Chondrichthyes, Orectolobiformes, Hemiscylliidae. Bases 95 to 904 code for a protein of 269 amino acids. Gene Ontology annotation, cellular component: endoplasmic reticulum; endoplasmic reticulum-Golgi intermediate compartment; membrane.
CGGUGUGUUGUGGGAGCCGGUGAGGCCCCGCCCUCUGAUGGUGUGAGCAGGCGUGCGGCCCACAGUUCCGGCGGCCGGGCGGCGGGAAGGCGAAAUGGGCUACAGCGACAUCAUGGGCGCGGCGGAGGACAUCGCUGACCAGUUUCUGCGGAUGACCAAGCAUUACCUGCCUCACCUUGCGCGCCUGUGUCUAAUAAGCACCUUUCUAGAGGAUGGGAUUCGUAUGUGGUUUCAGUGGAAUGAGCAGCGGGAUUAUAUCGAGGCUACCUGGAAUUGUGGCUAUUUCCUGGCUAUCUGCUUUGUACUGAUCAAUCUCUUUGGACAGUUAGGUGGAUGUAUCCUGAUAUUAAGUCGAAACUUUGUACAGUAUGCCUGCUUUGGACUGUUUGGAAUUAUAGGAUUACAGACUGUUGCCUACAGUAUCUUAUGGGACCUGAAGUUCCUGAUGAGAAACCUGGCCCUAGGGGGAGGCUUGCUGCUGUUGCUGGCUGAGUCCCGAUCAGAAGGUAAAAGCAUGUUUGCUGGCGUUCCAACAAUCAGCGAGAGCUCCCCAAAACAAUACAUGCAGCUGGGAGGUCGUGUCCUGCUCAUCCUGAUGUUCAUGACCUUGUUGCAUUUUAACGCCAACUUCUUCUCGAUUAUCCAGAACGUGGUGGGAACAGGUUUGAUCGUCCUGGUGGCAAUCGGCUUCAAAACGAAGUUGGCCGCUCUGACCUUGGUCAUCUGGCUCUUCAGCCUUAACCUCUACUUCAAUGCUUUCUGGACAAUCCCUGCCUACAAGCCCAUGCAUGACUUCCUGAAAUAUGACUUCUUCCAGAGCAUGUCUGUGAUUGGGGGGCUUCUGCUUGUGGUUGCACUGGGCCCUGGCGGUGUCUCAAUGGAUGAGAAGAAGAAAGAGUGGUGAUUGGUGUACCAUCUGCAAAACUGCUGCCACCCUCCAUCGGCCUUCCUUUCCCCACAACCACCACCUUUCAUCCCUCCCCUCUUCCUUAUUAACCAUCCAUCCCCACUGUUUUGUACAGUUUACAGGAUGUACUUUGACCCAGAUUUCAAUGCAUUCUCAUUCAGGGUCCGUAAUGUUCCACUGCUCGUUGGUAACCUUACAAAACACAGCCUUCUGUUGGCUUUCGGAGAUAAAAGACGAUUGUAAAUUUACAAUGUCCCAACAGAAAAGUCUUUCAGGUUCAGAUUUUUGACAUUAGCUGUGUAUUAAAGAAUUAACUGCCCCUCUUUGUUUUUUUUAAAGUUAAAAUGAAGCCCCAGUUCAGGUUCCUGCUACUGUGUAGAGUUAGUUCUCUCUGCGUAUUGUCCCAGGAGGAAAGGAAUUGGAAUAUUUUCCUACUCUCAUGAGUCAACUUGUAGCUAUUAUACCUCCUUAUUUAAUUACAUUUCACUAAAAAUGGUUAUGUUCUCCAACACUAAGUUGUGCCAAAAUGAGGUACCCUUAUUGAUUAAAGUCCCUCCCUGGCUCUGUCUGUCCAAACUACCAGCUGAGGAUCAACUCCUAGUGUUGUUCAUCCUUUCUCUGAGAAUGCAGUUUCUGUAACCUUUACUGAUCUCAGCUGUCAGUAGAUGCUGAGAUCAUGGGACAGACAUUCCCAAAGGCUGUUACCAAACCCCAGGACCCUCUUGCUAGAUGUUUAAAAGUGGCCAGUGCAAACUGCCUGUGUAGUUGAUGUACGUGCCAGGUGAUUCUGAAAGGACUGGGGUUUGAUUUCCCCAGUGUCUGUGGAGGUAUUGAUUGAAGUUGUUGCUUUGAUAAUCACUGAGGGUUAAGAAGGGGAAACUGACUCAGAUUUUUAGGUCCUCAUCCAAUUGGGCAUGUGAGUAAAAGCAUGCUCGUGUGUAUUUAAUGUGUUUACUAGGUUCAGCUUGACUCCCAUCUACCAUAUCUUAAUACCUAUCCAUCACUCUUCAGGCUCAGAGUGCCCUUGUUGCUUGAGAUAUGUGUGGAAACUGCCAGACAGAGCCAGUCCCUUCUAUAGAAGGAUAAUGCUGAAUAUCACUGCCAGCACCAUCGCAAAGUGUAGUGGGAGAGUGAAUGACCUGCUACAUUUCCAAGUUAAUUUUGCAGUGGAUUACUGAUCAUGUUAAUGAUGGAUUUGGUAUUAACAUAUACUGCCACUGAAUAUUCCUGUUUCAAAAUUAAUCUUGCUGUGGCUGUAAUUUUCAAAAAUGUGUUAAGUUCUGCUUCCUGUUUUUAAAACAGUGGUUGCAUUAUUUAUCUUUCCCUUGACGUUGCAACUUGGUAUUCUGCUAGGUUUAGUAGACGCUGCACAGUGGCAGAAAUGGGUGACACUUCAUGGCUGGCCCCUAUACAAGUUGUUUCUGUUUCAAACAGAAAUAUUUUCAAAAUGUUCAGGCACCCCAGACCUCACCUCCCUUCCUCCUCACCAGUGACUCUUACAUGGAAUAGUAUGAAACACAAGCAUCAAACUUGACUGUGAUAUCCUCUGCAAUUGAAAAGCUGAAAUAAACAGCCAGCAUCCAAUGCACUGGGAAUUCCUGACAAAGUUCACUUCAAGAGAGGAGGGAUAGAAAAUAAUUUAUAAAAACAGCAAUAAAGAUGGACUCAUUCUGAAGCCACUCAGUGCAAUAAUUGUGUCAGUAUUAGUCAACGUGCCUGAUUGGCAGGAGGGAGGGGUGGUACAGGGCAUACCUGCAUUUCUGCUGGGAAUGUGUUUACACAGCUUAUUUUUUUUCUUUAAAAAUGUUCACAAGUCGAGUACAAGGUCACUGGAGUAGAGGCAAGCUCUUGCUGCUGUUAUGGCCACAGCAGCUCCAACCAUUGGGUAACUGUUAGUGCAAAAUUCCAGGAACCUUUGUUCUCUUCUGAAAAUUGUGCUGUUGAGUUUGUUGUUAAAUAAAAGCUGUGAAUUUCCCUGCA